ACUUUUAAAAUGUAGCUUCAAUAUUGGUCUGUGACAAUGCUGAUUGAUGUAUAGUUCACUUCAUAAACCAUAGAAAAGAGCUUUGAUUCAAGUGAUUGCUAUUUUAGUUUACUAUGGACCCCGAGACUAUCAUGGCUGCGGAUGGGGCUGAUUCUGCUCCUGCAAAUGGUGCUUUAACAAUGGAAAGUGUAUGUGUUCAAGAAAAUGGGGUUGUUUCUGUCGAAACCGUGGAUACUACUUCAGAAAGUCAGAAUGAGAAUUCGGGAAACAGUUCCACUUUCGAUGCAAUUGAACACGUCAAGGAGGCAGCUGAGGGCACACAAGUUGAAAUUGUAGAUGAUUCAAAGUGUAUGAAACGCGAAAAAGCUCAACGGAAGCUAAAGCACGAGAAACUAUCAGGUGGUAAGAAUAUUCCAUCAGUUCACAUCAAAAAGAACAAAGAGGGCAAAAGUGCAGAUGCUAAAGUGGUAGCAUCAAAUGGUUCUGUUGCUCCUAUUGCACAUACAACAAAGCCUCUUAAGAGCAAAUCAUUCAAUGGUCGAGAGGCUCAAGUCACAAAGCAAGGGAAGCAUGACCCUGCACCAGCUAAAAGUGCUGACGGGGACAAGGUGAAACCAAAGCCUCAAAAGAAACAAACCCAUGAGACAUCUGAAGAUGAUACUCAGUCGUCUAAUAGUCCGAAAGAAGACGAUGGAAAACCUCGUAAAGUUGGUGCACUUCCAAAUUAUGGAUUCAGUUUCAAAUGUGACCAACGGGCUGAAAAGAGAAGAGAGUUCUAUGUUAAGCUUGAGGAGAAGACUCAUGCAAAAGAAGAGGAAAUUAAUAGCAUGCAAGCCAAGUCCAAGGAAACACAAGAAGCUGAGCUUAGGAUGCUAAGGAAGAGUUUGAACUUCAAAGCCACACCUAUGCCUAGCUUUUAUCAAGAACCUCAGCCGCCUAAAACAGAGUUAAAGAAGAAGAUACCACCAACGAGACCCAAAUCUCCAAAACUCGGGCGAAAGAAGACUGCUUCUGGAGCGGAUUGUGAAGAAACUCAAACCCCUCGUCUUGGUAGGCUAAGCCUAGAUGAGAGAGCUUCUAAAGAUAACCCAACUGCAAAGGGAAUUAUGCCAACAGUUGAUCUUAAGAAGCAACCUGUGCGCAAGUCACUUCCAAGAUUGCCAUCUCAGAAAACAGCUCUCCCUGAUGGAAAACCAACCCCAGCCAAAGCUGCCACAAUCUCAGCAAAGGUGAAACCUGAGAAAAAGAAACUUGAAAAAGAUGCAGAAACAGUAAACCAGUCUUCACAUCCCAUAGAAGAGGAAACACAAGUGACUGUAUCAUCCAAUGCUGAUGCAGAAGAUUCACAUGAGACUGUAUCUCCAAGGAAGAAUGAAGACAGAGCCGACAAGUCCAUUGAGGUAUCUGAAGCGGUUGCUGUUGAGCAUUAAAAACUCUGCGGUACAAUCAUUACUCUCAAGACUCAUCAUAUCUCUUGCAUUAAGUAAGGAGGACAAGAGAAAAAGAAACCGUAUAAUAUUUAUAUACCUUCAGCCAAAACUUAUAUGAGAAGAGAUGGGUAAAAAGAGUGGAAAGAAAUCAUGUGGGUUUGG
Molecule: messenger RNA, 1592 nt
Organism: Arabidopsis arenosa
Lineage: Eukaryota; Viridiplantae; Streptophyta; Magnoliopsida; Brassicales; Brassicaceae
Source: the annotation of a GenBank genome assembly